Molecule: messenger RNA, 2679 nt
Organism: Pundamilia nyererei
Lineage: Eukaryota; Metazoa; Chordata; Actinopteri; Cichliformes; Cichlidae
Gene: armh4
Product: armadillo like helical domain containing 4
Exons: 7
Coding region: 280-1698 (472 amino acids)
Source: RefSeq, a predicted model, not a curated record
UCCUGUGAAGGACUGUGUGCCAGCUCGGUAACAACCACCGGGUCAACACAUGCUACAGAUUUAAAACCUACACCAUCAGAUUCCAGACAUGAGAGUGACCUGACAGUGAAUGUAGGUGGAGGAGGAGGGACUGGCCCACAUGAACGACCCAGGGGGACUGAUGCAGUGACGCAGACAGAAAAUGGGGACAGUCUUGAUGGAAGAUCUAGGCUGAGUGAGGCUGGUGGAGAGGCAUGGAGCCAAAGCGCCGAGAUAGAGAAGAUCGGGAGCACAUCUGAGAUGAGAGACUCUGAAAAGCAGUCAGAGUCUGUGGAUUCAGAGAGCAAAAAGGAGGAUGCACCAGUUCACGGUGAGCAUUUAAUUCCAACAGGUGGGACAGAGCAGUCGGACAUGGACACCAGUACCCGAAAAAGGACUCCAAGUAGAUUACUGACCUCCACUUCAGCACCAUCACACCUGCAGACUUCGUACAGCCAAAAGAGUAACCCCGCUGGAGCAUAUGGGACAAAAAGCUUUGAUUCUCACUGGGAUAAAGACACAGAAAGAAGUUUACCAGAACCUCCAAAUCCUUCUGUUUCCCUCUGGACCCAAACCUCCCACAGUCCCACCCCUCAUGUUUUUACCCAUCAGACCUCUUCACCUUUGGGAAUUUGGGGCCAUGACAGCACAACGAUGUCCUCACUACCAGACCCAUUUUUACCUGAAAUCGGACCAAGCCUGAUACCCAGAGAGGAUGGCCCGGAAAGUCUGUGGACUGAAGCAGCAAGACUCGGCGGAGCGGAAACUGCCCUCCCAAUGCCCCAGGAUGAAUCCACAGAGGCCACAAUGUCAUCGGAGGCUCUCCCUCUCAUCUUUGAGCCUUUUGAAGACAUCACAUCUGAGAGUGCGACGGCGGCAGCAGCAGCGGUCACCCACGUGUCAGGCAGCAGCCGGCCCAGAGGGCUUCCUCGGUCAGAGGCAGGUCUGGACCAGCUGGUCACCGUAGAGAGUGACAGAGACGGUCCAUCACAUGCCUCACCCGUCCUUAUUCCAGACUGGACGUCACCUUGGCAGACAUCUGGCAGCGAGCUCCUAGAGCCAUUCAGUUCCUCGGGUCCAUCUGCUUCUCAGCAGCAAGUCAGAACUGAGCCGGACGACCAUUCGGAGAAAGCAAACGUAGUCUCUGCGAGGACACUAAAUCUGGAAGACAACGUGUCCUCGGCCGGCCCCUCCCUCUCAUCUUUCCAGCAAGCAAUGACAAUGGUAACCAUGACAACCCAUCAGCCAGCACACAAAUCCACAUCAGAGGAGAUGGACUCUGAGGAGGACCUGGAAGAUGACUUUGAGAACUCUGAGGAAUCGGUGGAAGAAGACAGUGAAGAAGACCAAACAGAAACAUCUAAAACAUCCUCGACGCAGCCUCCAUACAGUCUCAUCCCACCACCUCCCGUCUGGGUUCAACGCAACCAGGGGCUGAUGCGUAGCUGGGUGGAGCUAAUCAGAGAAAAGGCGGGUUAUGUGUCCGGGAUGUUGGCCCCUGUGGGUAUCGGUAUCACAGGGGCCCUGCUAAUUGUUGGCGCCCUCUACAGCAUCAGGAUGAUUCACCGCAAGAGGAGGAACAGCUUUAAACACCAGAGGAGGAAGCAACCCCGGGAACCCGGCACCAGCCGUCAGGACCAAGCCAUGCUGCUGGCCGACAGCUCUGAGGACGAAUUCUGAUGAGAACCUUUUGGGCCUCUUUUGUUGGUGACCAGCCGCCAUUGCUCCUAAACUGGAUGUUUAGCAAACACCCCCAUCGCUACUGCAUCUCCACUUACCCUGGGGCUGUUUGGGUAUGACUCCUCUGAUCCACUGAAAGGGACUGAGCAUAGGGCAGUAUUUGCAUAGGUGGCGCACAGGUCAACCAGGCACCCACCUCCCUUUCUGAAAUUAUCUGAGCACUUGUCUAAAUGUUGUCAGAUGCUGCUGAGUCUAAGAGUGUGGUAGGAUUGGUGUUUUCCACCUUUUUUGACAACAAAAAUAACUAAAUAAAUAAAAAUAAUAAUGCAUUGAGGGAGCGGUAUUCGUAGGAUGGAAGUGUUGCUGGCAAAUUAAAAGGGGGGAUGUGAAAGCCAGCAUGUUUUCCGUCAAGUUAUACAUUGAAUGAAAAGUGACGUGACACAAAUAAUGUAAAUACAUUACAUGUAGUACAUGUAGCUGACUGGGGGUCAGUUGUGUUAGUGUAAAUAAAGUCUCAUGUAUUCCUAGACUUCAAUAAUUUUGGGAAAACUGCUAAUUUACAGGAAGCUGGAUUAGAUCACUGGAAGCAUAUCUGUCUGUAAACUGAAACUAACAGCUAGCCUAGCUUGGUCCAACGAUAACAAACAUGUUGGCUAACAUUUCCAGAACGCACUACGAAAUCAAUCUUUAAAAAAAACAACAGAAGAAAUUUAAAGUAUUAGUGUCCUCUUAAUUAUUUUCUAACCAUCAGACAGAGUUAGGCAAGCUUCAGGCAAAGGUAAGCUAAAAGCUACUGAGCUAAAAAAAAGAGCUACAGGACUGUGCAAAAGUCUUGAUACGCCCUGCAUUUCUUACUAUUUUGCAAUGAAUUUGGGAAACAGGUAGUGUUUUAUUUAAAGCUGCAAACAGCUUGAACUCUCUUAAGCAGCUUUCUUGUUAUUUAAGUUUUCAGGAACAGUUCUCCAGGCUUCUUGAAGGACA